Molecule: messenger RNA, 2249 nt
Organism: Drosophila ananassae
Lineage: Eukaryota; Metazoa; Arthropoda; Insecta; Diptera; Drosophilidae
Gene: Tango10
Product: BTB/POZ domain-containing protein 17
Exons: 4
Coding region: 204-1925 (573 amino acids)
Molecular function (GO): protein binding
Source: RefSeq, a predicted model, not a curated record
UUUCUCCAGUGAUGGAUAACAGUUAAUCGGGCAUAGAUGUUUCCAUCGAUUUCUUUUUUGCUCUAACAGCUGACAAUCCGAUUCGCCAUGUUUGUGGUCUGUGCUAGCACAGAGGUCCUUUAGAGUGUAUUUGAGUCAUACGAAUCGUCGUAGCAAAACAACACCCGCCUGGUGUGGGCCGUUUCGCGCAUUCUCGAUUCCCGAUGAGCUCGAGCGGGGGCGGAGCGCCAGGCUCCGGAGGUGCAGGUGGGGCGGCAGGUGCAGCGGGUGGUGCAGAGGCUGGUGCACCCCCUGGUGCACCCGAGCCCCGUGGUGGCGGCGCAGCGGCUGUUGUGGGUGCUGGUGACGCAGCUACUCCGCCACCAUCUCCGCCAGCAAAUCCCAAUGAAAGCCCAUUGGAGAGUCCCGUGAACGGCACAAACCCCAAUGAUGAUCAGGAUGCCAAACGACGCAAAUGUCUGGAGACAGACGAUGCCCAGGAUGGAGCAAGCACGAUGGUCGAUGCAAACAGCGUUCUAAACAAGAUCGCUAACCUGUAUGCUGAGAAGCUUAUGUCGGACAUUGUGCUGCUCGUGGACGGAAAGGAGUAUCCGGCACACCGGGUCAUCCUGUGCGCCAGCAGCGAGGUGUUCCAAGUGAUGCUGAUGAACCCGGAGUGGAACGAGUGCAGCAAGCGCGUCAUUGAGCUGCACGAGGAGGCAUGCUGCUCGGCGGUGUUCCCGCAGUUCAUUAAGUACCUGUAUGUCGGACACAUUGCUGUCACCCUGCAGACGGUGAUGCCGAUGCUGGCGCUGAGCGACAAAUACAAUGUCCGCGACCUGAUAGACCUAUGCGUCGGCUACAUGACGAAGCAUGUGGCGAAGGCGGCCACCAGCGGCUACUUGGUCUCGUGGCUGCAAUACACGCUCUCCUUCACCCCCACCCACAACGAUCUCACCGAGACACUGAAGCGGUUCCUCAAAUGGAACCUGGAGAUGGUGGCCGAGUCGCGCGACUUUGUGGAAAUGGAUCCGGCCAUAAUGCAGCUCCUGCUGCAGCAGAACGACAUAGUCAUCACCAGCGAGUACAAACUGUUUGCCAUUGUGCAGACCUGGCUCCUGCACCGGCGGGAGCAAAUGGAGGCGGCAACCGGGUCCGGGGCGUCCGGUUCCGGGGCCAGUAGCAAUGCCAGCUUUAUGGAGCUAAUCGAACAGACGGUAACGCACAUCCGUUUCGGAAUGAUGACGCCGCAGGAACUGUCGCACCUGUCGCUGAUGGAGCCGCUGAUCGAGUACCACAAGGAGUUCCUCGUCGAUCGCAUAGCCAUUGGGAUGAGCUAUCAGUCCGGGCAGGAGGAUCGGGUGCGGGAGGUGCGGGCCACCGAGUCCGGUGAGCUGCAGUUCACGCCGCGCCUCUACUGGAACGACACCUGGAGCGUGGACAUAGACGUGCACAAUUUCGACGAGAUCGAGGACUACAAGAACUACGUGAAGCUCUUCUUCUCGCAGCGCCACAUCGCCGAGGUGGAGGAUGAUCCCUGCACCACCUGGGAGAUAGAGUUCUUUCCGCGCGGCGUCAUGUACAACAAGGCCAAGAUGGUGUGCGGCGAGGAUGUGCCAGGCUGCUCCCUGAACACGGUCCGCUUGCGGGUGACCUGCAAGCACCAGAACAUUGGCGAGGAGCGCUUCAAGAUUGCCGUGCUGAUCGUUGGUGUGCAGAACACGAUCUCACAUAUCCGCACGGUGGUGGAGCGCACAGAGUACUUCUCCGACACGUCGCGCGUCAUCAAUUUGGACAACCUGCUGCCCUACGAGGAGCUGGAGCACACAUCCCCAUACUUGAGCCCCCAUUUGACGGGCAAUCAGCGGAACACACUUACCCUGCACGUCCUCAUCACGCCGAUGGGCGCACAUACGUGCCGCGAUGCGCCGCCGUUCCAGUUUUAGGCUGGGACGGCCACCCUUCUACCCGUCUACCCAUCUAGCGGCACAGCUUCAUUCUUCCAUUCUUAUUUUAAUGUAUGUAUAGAUCCAAAUGCGACUGCUCCUCCUCCUCCUUCUGGGCUCAACGAGUGGCGGGAUGAACCCACGCGCAAUCCUCCUUCGAUACCCUGUCCAUUCCCGCCGCCAUAUGUUAAGUUUUUGUUAUUUUUUUUUUUUUAUUUUCACCCACUAAGUUAUAUAUGGCGCUACCCUCUGGGCAUGAGUCGUGCAGCUCCUAGGCUACGGUAAAAUAUAAUGCAAUAAAUGUCACAUCCCCCAACUAGCCAA